Porites lobata is the source of this 1603-nucleotide messenger RNA. The record is from the annotation of a GenBank genome assembly. Lineage: Eukaryota; Metazoa; Cnidaria; Anthozoa; Scleractinia; Poritidae.
AUGACUGAAGCAUUCAAUGUACACUUCUCAACAGUUGCAGAUAAGCUGAGAAAACUGUUACCCGACGUGCCGUUUGACACCUCUAAGUUGAGUAACUUUGUAAGAUCUCGGAAGGAUGAAAGUGCUGCUUUCUCAAUUCCACCUAUAGCAGAAGCAGAUGUUGUUGGCUAUCUUUUGAAAAUUGAUUCCAAUAAAUCUACUGGUGGCGACGGCGUCAGUUCUCGAAUGCUUAAACUAGCUGCUCCGAUUAUUGCACCUUCAAUCACAAAGUUGAUCAACCUAUCUUUUUCUUAAAACGUGUUUCCCAGUCGUUGGAAAACUUCCAAGGUAACACCAAUCUUCAAAAGCGGAGACCCCACUGAUGUUACAAACUAUCGUCCAAUAUCAGUUUUACUCAUUCUGUCUAAGAUUGCUGAGAGAUAUGUUCAUAAUGCACUCUACACCUUUUUGUGCGAAAACGAUUUAAUCUACUUCAGACAAUCGGGCUUUCGCUCGAAGCACAGCACUGAAACUGCCUUGAUCAAGAUUAUUGACGAUUUGCUAUUCAGCCUCAACAAAGACCGUGUCAGUGGAAUGGUUUUGGUAGAUUAUCGUGAAACGUUUGACAUGAUUGAUCAUACCCUGUUGUUAAAGAAACUUGAAAUGUAUGAGAUUAGUAGGGAUUCUCUUCAAUGGUUUACCUCUUAUUUGAAGGAAAGACGCCAACUUGUUAAGCUGGGAGAUAAACAGUCAAGUGUCGCUAUUGUUCGUCAUGGUAUUCCCCAGGGGUCCAUACUUGGCCCCUUGUUAUUUAUCGUCUUUAUCAAUGACCUACCGCUUUACGUCACUUCAUCAAGAAUUGAUUUGUAUGCCGACGAUACAACGCUGACUUCCAGUACGAACUAUAGCUCUAUCGGAAGGCUAGAGGGUACCCUAAACUCGUCAAUUGCCGAAAUCGUCGAUUGGGCAGCUUCAAACUGACUGCCAAUUAAUGAAGGUAAAACCAAGGCUAUGCUAAUCACUGGCAAGCGUCUUCCCUCAAAGAUCAAUGAAGAAAUGACUUUAACUAUCAAAGGAACUGAACUCGAACUCGUUCCCAGUGCUAAGCGCUAGGUCUCGAAAUUGACUCUGAACUGUCAUUUACUUCCCAUGUAGAGAAACUUGUAAAAAGCUGUCAAAGCGAAUUGGCGUGUUAAAAAAGAUAGGAUCUUGCCUGCCCAUGAAACAAAGGCUAUUGUAUUAUAAUACUAUGAUAAGAUCUGUAUUGCAUUAUGUCAGUUCAAUCUGGACUAGUUGUGAUAAGGAGAAUUUAAGCCGUGUUUUUAAGCUACAAAAGAGAGCAGAAAGGGUAAUUUUCGACGCUAAUAACCAGGCGUCUAGUGUUAGGCUUCCUUUUUAUGAAGAAGUGAAAAUAACUAAAUGUUGUGUGGCAUAUAAACGCAUCAAGGGUGAAGUUCCCUUAUAUAUUGAAGACUCCUUAAGACUCAACAGUCAGCAACAUAGUCGUGUAACUAGAUAUAGUAAUAUAAAUUUUAUUUGCCCAAAAUUUAAUCGGGUCACCGAAGGCGGUAGGUCGUUCACAGUUUCUACUUGCCAACUCUGGAACAGCUUAAGUCUUGACCUU